AUGCUUAACAAAGGCUUCACGGCAACGAAAAUAAUAGGAAGAAGGUGUUUCCAGUGGUGGGAUAAUCUGAACACGUCUUGGAAAUUCGCAAUCGGCUUUUCAGUUCUUUUCCCACCCCUCUGGAAUUACAAUGAAAGAAGAAAGGCAAGAGAAAAACAGGUGUACUACAAUAAAUCGAUAAAAGAUUACGUGUUUUUUGACAUAGCUAUAGAAAAUAAAUAUAUAGGAAGAGUCUUGAUAGGGUUAUACUCUGACCAAGUACCUCUAUCAGUUGAAAAUUUUAUUCAACUUGCAGAGGGGUACAAAGUUAAAGACAAAUAUAUUGGAUACAGAAACACCUUCAUUCAUAAAAUUUACCCAGGAAUUGGGCUAGUAGGAGGAAAUGUGUUAAACGAUAAGGAAGGCCUAAGUAUUUAUGGCAAGAAAUUCCCUGAUGAAAAUUUCGACAUGGAAUUUGUACAAGACGGUGACGUGGCAUUGUUUAAUGAAGGCCCACAUAGCAACUCUUCUCAGUUUAUUAUAACCUUUUCCCCAAUGCCAAUAUUACACAAGCACAAUGUAGUUAUUGGCACUGUUUUGAAAGGGAUGGAUAUAAUUCGGAUGAUUGAAAAUGUGGGAACCAAGUUAGGAAAUCCCAUGUAUAACGUAAAAAUUAUUAACUGUGGUUUGUACAAAAGCUUGGAACAGCAUGGCCCUCCUUUUUUCAACAUGAUGCAUAUCUCGGACAGGGGCAACAGAAAUAUUAUUUCCAAAAAGGAGUUUGAAAAUUUGUCUGAACAACAGAGACAGUCCUUAAUGGAAGAAAUUGGCAAAUCGGAAAAAAGCGGAUAA
Messenger RNA from Plasmodium inui San Antonio 1, 831 nucleotides. Its product is annotated as peptidylprolyl isomerase. NCBI's taxonomy places the organism in Eukaryota, Apicomplexa, Aconoidasida, Haemosporida, Plasmodiidae. Gene Ontology annotation, molecular function: peptidyl-prolyl cis-trans isomerase activity. Gene Ontology annotation, biological process: protein peptidyl-prolyl isomerization. Bases 1 to 831 code for a protein of 276 amino acids. The transcript has a single exon. The record is from RefSeq and is a predicted model, not a curated record.